ACCGAACUAACCCCCUUUCACCCAACUUCACCCACAGAUGCAGGCGUAUCGCGAUAACUUCAAGCAAACGCCCUGCCCAUCGGCCGUCGACCUUCAGGCGGCGGGACCAGCCCACCACCGGUCGACCGCCUCUCGGCUGCCUUUUUCGCGCAGUCAGCGUGGGCGUGACCCCUCGGUCAGUGCCGCCUCCGUUUCCGCCUCCGCCGCUGGCGCCCUAACGCCCAGGAUGAUGAGCCCGGGUCCGCCAGGUGGAGCAGGCGGCGGGGGAGAUCUCGCCCUGCUGCGCCAGAACCAGGAGCUGCGCCAACGGCUGGCCGACGAGUCGCAUAGCUAUCGACGCCGCCUGGACACCUACAAGCAGGCGCAGCACAACCAGGCCAACCUGGUCAGCCGGCUGCAGUCGAAGAUCCAGCAGUAUCGCCAGCGGUGCAGCGAUCUGGAGGACCGCAUGCACGAGACCAUCAAGCCCACGGCGGGCACGGGACCCAAGUUGACCACGGGUCCAACCACCAGUCAGGUGAUGUGCUCCACUUCCCUGACCCUGGGCCAGAGCAGUUUGCCCUGCAGCUCCUCGCUGGACUCACCACCGCCCAGCUGCAGUCGCGAUUAUGUCCACGACGAUGUCCUGGUCACCGGCGGAGGCGGCGGAGCAGCUGACUUAUGCCGCAAACUGGAGGAGGAGCACCAGCGAUGCGAGCAGAUCCUGGCCCAGAACAGUGCCCUUCGCCAGCAGCUGGAGGAGUCGAAUCGCACCAACGAGGCGCUGACCAACGACCUGCAGAAGCUGACCAACGAUUGGGCGGCUGCGGAUGAGCUGCUGAUCAAGGAGGACGAGUUUAAGGAGGAGGAGCAGGCCUUCAAGGACUACUACAACAGCGAGCACAACCGCCUGCUGAAGAUGUGGCGAGAGGUGGUGGCCGUCAAGAGAUCCUUCAAGGAAAUGCAGACGGCCAUGAAGGCGGAGGUGGCCAAGAUGGGUCAGGAGAUCAACUGUGUGGGCAAGGACAUCAGUGGUUCCAAUGCCACGGUGGCCUUUGCCCACCAGCAGGCCAAACGGGCGGCGGAUGAGGAACUGAAGCAAUCCCAACGCAGCAAUGAUGAACUGCAGAACCAAUUGGCUACCCUUAAAGUUCAAUACGAGAGUGCCCGCCACGAGAUCAUGGAACGGGAUCAGCGACUCCUAGAGCUGAUGAAUCAGCUGAAGAAGCUGGAGGAUCGCUGUGGCCAGGCGGAAUCGCAGGCUGCUCUGGCCAGUCGCUAUAGCGACGAGAUAGAGCGACUCAAUAAUUCCAUGCGCGAAAUUGCGCAGGCCGUCGUUCAAGAUGCUGAGAUCGCAGAUCGCGAGGCAGACGCCGAGGUCACCGGCGGGGUCAUGCAGCACAUGCACCUGACGCGUGACGCCGCCUCCGUGGCUGGUGGUGGAGCAGGGGGUGGUGGUGCGGGCAGCACCACUGGUGGUGGGAAAUCCCCCCGUCGGAACUCAACACGCGCCUCCCAAGCCUUCGCCGAGGGCACCAUCUCAGCCGUCCAGGCGGCACUCCACAAAUACCAACUGGCCCUCCAUGAUAUGCAGGUUAAAUUCCAGAAUACCAGCGAAACCCUGCGCACCACCAAGACCCAAUUGGAGACCAGCGAGGGUACCAAACAGCUGCUCACCACCAAGAUGCAGCAGCUCACCGAGAAGCUGGACAGCAGCAACUCCAAGCUGUCGGAGCUCCUGCAGGAGAGGGAGAGUCUGCAGCGCGGUCUGGACGAUGUCCGCACCCAGAAGCAGCAGUCCGAGAUGGGCAGAGCCGAUAUCAAUAGUGCGUUUGAGAACCUGAGCGGUGACUAUGAGAAGCUUCAGCUGAACUAUGGAAAACUGCAGAAGCGCAUCGAUUCCAUGGAGGAGGACAAAAAGGCCGUUGAGCUGGAAAUCCAACGCAUUCUAAAGGACAAGAAUAUCACCGAGUUGAAUUUGAGAUCCGAGGAAGAUCGCAGCAGUCGGCUGAGGGAGGAGACCAUCUCUCGCGAGGAGCUCAACCGGGUGAGCCUGAAUCGUGAUCUUCUAGAGCAGCAGCGCAUCGAGUCGGAUAACCUGAUCAAUCCUGAAAAGCAGAAAUCCGAUCUGGAGUAUGACCUGGACAAGCUGCUGUUGGAGAAGUGUGAUCUGCGAAAACACGAGAAGCUAUCGAACAACAGUUGCUCCACCACCGAUGAACUGAAAACGGCAAAUUGCCUCCAGGAGACGCAGGAGGAGCGCAAGAAGCUCCGAAUCCAGUGCGAUCAGGCCAAUGAAAUUGGUGAGCUCAAGAAGGAACUGGCGGUGCUGGACAAGGCGCGACUCGAACUGGAGACGGACAAUCUGUCCGCCGGCGAGAAGCAAUGCCUGCAGCUGGAGAAGGAGAAGAUCCUGCAGGAUUUGGCCUGUGUCACCCGGGAUCGUGGUGAUAUCCACAACCAGCUGACGGCCAUGUGUCGAAAAAGAGGCUUGAAUGAGGAACUGAUGCGGACUCGCCAGCUGGAGCAGACCACCGAGACCAAUAGUCGCCUGAAUAGAAAUCUGGAGGAGAUGGUGAAGGAUGUGGAGGAGAAGCAGGUGGUCAUCGAUUUGCACGAGAAGGACACCCAUCGCUUAAAUGAACUCCUGGCUGCCCUGCGCUCGGAGAAGGAGUCCCUGGAAUCGGUGCUUUCGACACAAUACCUCACUGGAGGCCACGAGGAGCGACGCAGCCAGCGACGGGAUCUACAGGAGGCUUUGGUAAGGGAAGAGUCCCUAAAGAAUCAUGUGGCUCGUCUGCAGAAAGAUCUGGAGCAAUGCCAGCGCAAGGCCCAGGAGACCAAGACGCAGUUGCUCAGCGCCCGUGCGGCCGAGAGUGAUUUCAACCAGAAGAUUGCCAAUCUUCAAGCUUGUGCAGAGGAUGCGGCCAAACGACAUGGCGAGGAAAUCCUAGUUAAGGAAGCCCUGGAAAAGCGGAUGCAGCAGGCCCUGCAAGCCCUGCAAACGGCCAAGGAUGAUGAGAUCGAGAAGUUGCAGGAGCGAUUGGCCACUCUGCAGGCCCACCUCGAGAGUCUUGUCCAGCAGCACGAGGAGGCACUGAUCCGUGCGGAAAGCGAGAAGCAGCAGGCCCUUUUGAUUGCCCACCGGGACAAACGCGUGGCCGAGCGGUUGGAGGCUGUGUCCCGGGAUCUCAAGACCGAACAGGAGUCCCUCGAUCGCAGUAGAAGAGAGGCCAAUGCUCGGGAUGAGAAGCAACGGGCGGUAAUCGCUCAACUCAAGGACGAGAUGGUGCACAUGCGCACCAAAGAGGAGGAGCAUAAGAUUAAGCUGGAGGAGUGCAUCCGCAAGCAGGAGCUGCAAUUGAAUAGCAUUCGGGAGGAGCGGGACACCUUGUGCCGUGUGAGCGAGGAGCUUAAGAUGGAGAUUCGCCUCAAGGAGGACAAAAUGGAGGGCACCAAUAACGAGCUGCAGGAUGCACUGCGCAAGUCCAAGGAGGGUGAAGGAUUCAUUGAUAGUCUACGCAAGGAGUUGACCGACUGUCGCCGACAACUGGCGGACAGCAACAUUGAGCGGGACAAGUAUUCCGGCAGCAACAAGGAGCUGCGCGACCAUGUGAAGCGCGUGGAGAGCGCCACGGAGCAGGCACGUGCCAUCGAGGAGGCUCUUCAGAAGAAGAAUCUGGAGGACAAAAACUCUUUGGAGAACGAACGCACCAGAUUGAGUACCAUCCUGAAGGAGACGGAAAUCACUUUACGAAACACCCAGGAUCUGAAUGCCACUAAGGCGCAGCUGCAGAAGGCCCAAGUGGAGUUUGCCCAGAAGGGAGGUGGCAAGGAGCUGCAGUGCAAGCUGGUGGCCGAAGUGGAGCUUAAGGAGCGGGCUCAGCAGGAGCUCUGCCAGAUCAAGAAGCAGUUGUCCGACUUGGAGGCCAAUCUGUGCGCCACUCGCCAGGAAUUGGGCAGGGCUAGGUGUCAGAACAACCAGGAGGAGCAUCGAUUCCAUGCCAGGGAACAGGAGUUGGCCCAGCGCCUGGAGGAGGGUCGAGGCAGGGAGAAGCGACUGGAGGAUCAGAAGCAUAACCUAGGUUGCCUGGCGGAUGCCACCCAGCAGAUUCAAGUUGAAGGCCGCUUGGGCGGAGCCGAGGUCGUAUUCGAGCUUGGAUGAGCAUUAUCCUGCGUGGAGCUGCACAAGCGGGACACCGAACAGAAGCUCUCCUCAGUGGUCCAUACGCUGCGCAGAAUUGCAGGCAUCCAAGUGGAUGGCAGUGUGAAUCUCUCACAUCGCUUGCUCAGUCCCUCGAGGAGAUUCAGUCCAUCUCGCAGCUGCGGGGAUUAUGACAACAGGAGCACUUCGCAGUGUCCUGAUGGACCCAUUGAUGGACCAGAUCUGGUGCGAAAGGGUGUCCGUAAUCUGAUGCACCUGGCUCAGUUGGAACGCGAGAAGGAUGACUACAAAUCCCAGCUGGGAGCGGCCAAGAAACAGCUCCAAGAUGCCGCCGACCAGCAACUGAAAUGCGAUGCCAAGCUGGGCAAACUGCAGGCCAUGUUGAGGAAUCUGCAGGAGGAGAAGAGCAACCUGGAAACAGAUCGUAAGAUGAAGAUCUCCGCCAUUCAUGCGCUGGAGGAGAAGCUCAAGCACCGCAACGAUGAGUGUCAGAUGCUGAGGGAACGUUUGGCCCAAACGGAGAUGCAACUGGCUGCCACAUCCGAGGAGAAUGGCCAGAACGAGGAACGCCUGGAGAAGAGUCGACAGCAGUGCGCCAAGUUGGACAACGAGAAGCGUCAGCUGCAGGAGGAAUUGGCCAAGGUUGAGGGCAGGGCCAGCAAACUGGAUCUCCAGCGUGCCAUGGAGGGCGAUCUCACCAGGUUGCAAAUGGCCCUGCAGGAGAAGGACUGCAGCAUCCGUCAAAUGGCCGAACGCCUGGAGAACCAAAAUCGCGCCAUGACCCAACUGGAGGAUCGUUGCACAGCCCUCAAGUCCACUGUGGAUCAGCUGAAGGAACGCCUCCAAAAGUCCGCCGUCACCGAAACCCAGCUGAGGGGCGAGCUGAAGACCCUUCAGAAGGAGCUCGAGCAGGGCCACUGCUCCCAGGCCAAUGAGGACAAGCUAAACUGGUCCAGAAUCCCUGCAGACCGCCGAAACGAGAAGCGCAUACUCACCGAACGCCUGGACAGCGCCCAGACCAAUCUCAACGAGCUGCGUCGCAGCCAACAGGCUCAACUGGAUGGGAAUCAGCGGCUACAGGAGCAGGUCACCGAUCUGGAGGUUCAGCGCUCGGCUCUGGAAUCGCAGCUCCGCAUCGCCAAGUGGAACCAAGAGAGCGGCGGUGACAGGGUGACCAACGGCAAUGGAGGCAGCAAUGGCGAGGAUGAGCUCAGCAGGCAGCUAAAGUCUUCCCAGCGGGAGAAAUCGGAGCUGCGCAGUAAACUGCAGACCCUACAGGACAAAGUCAAGCAGUUGGAGUGCGAACGGAAAAGCAAGUUCUCCGGCGGAAACGCCUACGAUCGGGCCGAGAAGUCCAACUCCUAUUACGGUGGGGCUAAUGAUUCCGGGGAGUUUGAUUCCAAUCGCUACGGUGGCGGAGGUAAUGCCGGAACUGGAGGAGGAGGAGUAGGAGGCUCCUUUAACUGCGGAUUGGAUCACAGUGUGAUCGAGCAGGAGACCCGCGAUCUGCGACUCAAGGUGCGUCGCCUGGAGACGCUGCUGGCGGAGAAGGAGUCCGAGUUGGCGCGUUGCAAGGCGCGAAUGAACGACAGCAAGUGCACUGAUGGUUUGGACGGGGAUCGCUAUCGCAGUGCCCAGAUGCACGCCGAGAAGCUGCUCGACGCCAGAGAACAGUCCCACAGGCAGCAAGUUCUGCGCCUGGAGAAUCAGAUAUCCAUGCUGCGCGAGCAAUUGGCUCAGGAGGCCAAACGGAGACAACAGUAUAUUCUACGCAGCUCAAAGGCGAAUCGGGAAAUGCAGCACUUGAGAGCACCCUUGGGAUUCCCUACGCAAUGUGUCCCAGCACCCGGUGAUGCUCAUCUCCUGGAAAGCGAGAGCAGACGUCUCGAUUCCGCCGUUUCGAUGAGCCUGCCUCCCUCGACCUGCCGGGACUAUGAUCGCGACUAGAGCUAUGUGGAGUUAAGAUUUGGUUAAACUUUAUCCCGCCAAGAAGACGUAACGCUCACUGCCAUAUGCAUUUAUUUAGAAAAGGCUUCCUGGACUGCUCCAAUCGCAUCUGAGUUAUCAUCGCGUGCAUUUCAACUCGUUUGCCUUAGUACAUUCUAGCUGUUCAUUGUCUGCCCUGUUAGACAAUCGAAUAUAGUGCGUUCCAUCCAGUCACAUUCGGGCAUCCGGUAGCGAUGAUGCAUCAUUCAUCUCCACAAAAAUAACUAUGCAUUAAAGGGUCACGAGUUCCGAUUCUCCCUGAGCGAGGGAGAACACCGAACCAUAUCUAACACGACAAUUUACAUCAUUUGCAUUUACAUAUUGGCCAGAACACUGAACUAGUCAGCACGAAACAAAGCAACUAUAUUUAAUCCUUAGCAUAUCUAAACCUACAUACAGUGCGGUUCGACGACUGCAUGUUUUAUAAAAUAUAUAUACAAGAGAAACACAUUCUAAUGAACACAA
Molecule: messenger RNA, 6595 nt
Organism: Drosophila suzukii
Lineage: Eukaryota; Metazoa; Arthropoda; Insecta; Diptera; Drosophilidae
Gene: Root
Product: ciliary rootlet coiled-coil, rootletin
Source: RefSeq, a predicted model, not a curated record